AUGGCGCGGCCCCGCGUCGUCGCCGCCGCCGCCGCCACUCUCGGCGUCGCCGGGGCCCACAACUUCAUCCUCCACGAGGCGCCCCUGUCCUGGCCCGACGCGGCCGUGGCGUGUCGCGCCGCCGGCGGCCGCCUCGCCAAGGUCGAGGACGCGGCGGAGCAGGCCGUGCUCGCGACGACCAUGGGGUCCCAGGCCGUGUGGAUCGGGGGCAGCGACGGCGCGACGGAGGGCGUCUGGGCGUGGGACGCGGAGGACGGCGGCGUGCUGCCGCCGUCCUCGGGCGCGACGCAGGCCUUUGAGAACUGGCUCACGCCCGACCGGGCCGCCGCGUUCCCCGGCUGCGGCGGCCACGCGGGCGAGUCGGAGCCGAACGACUGGGGCGCGGGCGAGGACUGCAUGGGCGCCUACGAGCACUGCGGCCUGUGGUUCGACGCGAACUGCGCGGACCCGCGGCCCUACGUCUGCGAGCACCCCGAGGCCGCCGCGCGGGCCGCGUGCCCCGAGGGCUGGCGCGGCGUCGGCGGCCGCUGCUUCGGGCUCGCGGGGUCGGGCCCGCGCGACGAGUGCGACGCGCGCUGCGCGGCCGCGCUGCCGCCGACGUGGCCCGCGGCCGCCCCCGCGUGCCCGGCCAACGAGGCGGAGUUCGCCGCGGUGUCGACCGACGGCCGCUUCGCGGCCGCGUACGAGUGCUGCAACUGGACGCCGGGCACGAAGGACACGUCGUGCUGCGCGUGGCUCGGCCUCCGCCAGGACCCGGACGCCGACGACGGCUGGUCCGGCGACGGGGCCGCCGGCUGGGACGCGGGCUGCGCGUCCGCGGACCGCUACGGCUACGACGGCUGGGCGGCGGGCGAGCCGAACCAGUUCCUCGGGCUCGAGGAGGACUGCGCGGCCUUUGGCGUCUGGGGGUCCAUGCGCUGGUACGACGCGCCCUGCGGCCAGAGCUUCCGCUGCCUCUGCGAGGUCGAGCUCGCGGGCGCCGCCGCGGGCGCCGCGGGCGCCGCGGCCGCGCCGACGGCCGCGCCGACGCCGCGGGCCGUCGAGGCGGCGCCCGACGCGUCCUGCCCGCUCGCCUUCGUCCCCGCGGCGGGCACCUGGGCCGACGCCGAGGCGACGUGCGUCUCGCUCGGCGGCCACCUCGCGACGCUUCCCGAUGCCGCGGCGUCGGCGUACGCGAGCGCCCACUUCGUGCGCGCCCGCGGCGGCUGCCGGCCCGCGUGGAUCGGCUACAACGACCGUGAGGAAGAGGGCGUCUGGGCCUGGGCCGACGGCUCCGUCGGCGGCUACGAGCGCUGGUGGCCCGGCGAGCCCGACGACUCCGCGAACGGCGCCCGGGGCGCGGACUGCGCGAGCAUGGGCGUCGACUGCGUCCACGGGUGGCGCGGCGUCGCCGACGAGUGGGUCGACAGCGGCUGCGACGCCGCCGGCGCCGACUACACGCCGCGCGGAGCGCUGUGCCAGCUCCGCCCCCUCGCGGCCGGAGACUGCGCCGGCGCGGGAGGAGCCGGCGGCGGCGUCUGCUCUGCGAACCCCUGCCCCGCGGGCGUGUGCGCGGGGACCUUCACCUGCGACGACGCGGCGCGGUUCGGCUACACGUGUGGGAUGCUCGAAGCUGCGGGCUACGGCUGCGGCGGCUGCGCGUGCGCCGCCGACGCCGCGGCCGCCGCGGCCGAGGCGGCCUGGGCGGCGCCCGACGCCGACGACGGCGAGGCCGCCGUCGUCGAGUCGCAGUGCCACGCGGCGGCGUGCGGCGAGUACGGCUCGGGCGGGGUCGACGACGACUGCUGCGCGGCGCCGGACGACGCGUUCUGCGCCGAGGGCUACGUCUACGCGGCGGGCGUCGUCGGCUGCGGCCGGGGCUUCGCGGACGGCCGCGUGAGCACGUGCUGCAUCGACCCGGCGGCGCCCGCGCCGGGCGUCGACGCGGACGCGCACUGCGUCGCCCUCGGCGGCCACCUCGCGACGGUGCCCGACGCGAACGUCGCCCGCUGGAUCGACGAGCGCUUCGCGCGGCCCGGCGGGGAAUGCGUGCCGCUCUGGAUCGGCCUCAGCGACGCGACGCGCGAGGGCGCGUGGCAGUGGGCCGACGGGUCGCCGGCGUCGUGGCAGCACUGGUGGGCGAACGAACCCGACGACGCGGGCGGGAGCGAAAAUUGCGCGAGCCUCGGCGCCGACUGCUUCUAUCACGUCGAGGGCGUCGGCGACCGCUGGACGGACAGUGGCUGCGGGCCGGGCGACUUCGAGUACCGCGCGCGCGCGUCCGUCUGCCAGCUGCGGCCGCUGGUCGACGGCGACUGCGUGCCGGAGGCGGUCGCCGACGCCGAGGCGGCCGCGCCCGAGGCCGCCGCGCCCGAGGCCGGCGGCUGCCCCUUCAACGCGUGCCCGCUGCCGGACCUCUGCGGCGAGGCGUUCACGUGCGACGCGGCCGCGGUCUCGGGCUUCUCGUGCGAGACGCUCGAGGCGGAGGGCUUCGACUGCGCGGGCUGCGCCUGCCCGCUCGACGGCGUCGACCCGGCGGACCGCGCCGCGCCGGACCCGGGCCGCGGCGGCGGCGGGGCGCGCGGCGGCCGCGACCGCGACCGCGGCCCCGAGGCGCGGUCCGCGUCGGCGUCGGGCGGCAAGACGCUCGUCUUCUUCGGGCGGCCGCUCGCCUGGGCCGACGCGCGCGCCGCGUGCCGGGGCGACGGCGGCGACCUCGCGGGGCUCCGCGACGCGGACGACCAGGCGGCGCUCGAGCGCGUCGCGCCGGCGGCGCCGGUCUGGGUCGGCGGCGCCGGCGCGGGCGACGCGUGGCGCUGGAGCGCGGGCGGAGCCGUCGAUGGCUUCGAGCGCUGGGCCACCGCGGAUCGCGCGGCGGCGACGCCCGGGUGCGGCGCGUGGGCCGGCGCCGACGCCGACGAGCCCGACGAGGGCGCGGCGGCCUGCAUGGCGGUCCACGGCGGCUGCGGCCUCUGGUUCGACCACCCCUGCGACGGGAAGAAGGCCUACGUCUGCGAGUACGCCGACGACGCCGGCGGCGGCGAAAAAGGGCCCGAGGCGGCCGCGGGCGGCGGAAUGAUGGCCGUUGUCGUCGCCGUUGUGAUUGUGCUCGCGCUCCUCGGCGGCGGCGCCGCCGCCUACGCGGCCAAGCGGCGGCGGGGCCACGCGGCGCGCGGCUACGGCGAUGUCGCGCGCGGCUACGAGCCCGACAGCGACCUGCCGAGCUACGGCGACUACGUCCUCAACCCGAUCUCCCUCAAGCAGCAAACGAUGACGAUGCGACUGCUCGUCGCGGCGCUCCCCCUGGCGGACGCGGCGACGAUGACGUGGACCGCCGGGGCCGUGGGCUACUUCGACGUGGCGAACAACUGGGACGGCGGCGAGGUGCCCGGCUCGUCGGACACGAUGGUCCUCGCCGACGGCACGGUCUACCUCGCCGGCGACGCGACGAUCAACAACCUCAAGAUGAGCGGCGGCGAGCUCGUCGUCGGGUCGAGCGAGUGCCCCGACGGCUGGAGCACGACGCUGACCUUCGACGGCUGCGUCCGCGCGUACGCGACGCCGAAGACGUGGCUCGAGGCCGAGGAGGUCUGCCACGCCGCCGGCGGCACGAGCAACGGCGGCUACCGGGGCCACCUCGCCCUCAUCGGCGACGACGAGACGAACCAGCUCGCGUCGCUGCUCUGCGCGGCCGCGACGAACGCGACGUCCCUCCGCCUCGAGAACAGCGACGCGGAGUCCCGCGGCGAGGAGUUCGCGCCCGGCGCCGAGCCCUGCUGGAUCGGCAUCACGGACUCUUACGCCAACGCGUCGGGCGCGGCGCCGCCGCGGGAGCAGGUGAGCCGGCCCGACGCGGGCGGCGCGGCCGCGGACGACGGCGCGUGGGCCUGGGCCGACGAGGCCGCGGUGCUCUACGACCCCCUCUACCGGUCCUGGGCGCGGCGCGAGCCCCUGUUCCGCGGCGGCGCGAACUGCGGCGCGUUGUUGCAUCGGGGCUACGACCCCUACAGCCCGCCGCGGCCGCGGUGGCGCACGCACCUCUGCUCGGAGAGGCUCCCCUUCGUGUGCACGCGGCGCGGCGCGACGACGUCCUACGAUUUGACGGUGGCGAACACGUUCACGUUCACGGGCGGCGCCGUGUCCGGCGGCGGCGUCGUCACGCCGAAGAAGAUGUCCUUCACCGCGGGGAUGACACCGGAGCUCGUCAACGCGGGCCUCGUCGUCGCGCAGUCCAUCUCCAUGGGCUCCGACGCGCGGCUCUACGGGUCUUUGGGCGCCUGGAUCGAGGUCACGUCCGCCGGCUCCUGGGGCGUCUCCGGGGACGCGCUCCUCGGCGGCUACGGCGCGCGCGUGCUCUCCGAGGGCGCGAUGCGCAUCACGUCGAACGGCGUCUCCGAGUGGGCGAUCCACGCAUCGGGCACGCUCCGCUGCAACGGCUACGGCAACGCCAACGGCGGCGGCGACCUGAGCCGGGCCACGAUCGUCCUCGCGUCGUCGAGCAGCCGCUUCGUCGCCAACGGCCGGUCGCUGGCCUUCCGGACGCCGCCCGUCGAUUUGGUCGACGUGUCCGCGGACGCGCCCGUCGCGCGGGAAGACGUGCUCUACGCCAAGGAGCUCACGGACGAGCCGGGCGAGGCCGUCUUCGGGACGUACGCCUUCGGCCAGGGCGCCCUCGAGUCGGCCUUUGGCGCGCUGGACGACGCGAUGCCGCUGACGGUGUCCGCGUACAAGAUCGACGGCUUUUCGGACCACAAGAACGGCGACGGCGAGCUUUUAGCGCCGGCCCGCGGCUCCUACCGCCUCGCCGCGGGCGCCGACGAGUCCGUCUGCAUCCCCUGGCACGCGUCGGCGCGCGAGUUCCAGGACGCGGUCAACGGCCUGCCGGACGUCGCGGCCGUCGGCGGCGCGACGGUGACGCGGCACGGCGACGGCGGCCGGCGCUGGAACUUCGGGUUCCGCUACGAGGUCGCCUACGACCGCGCGGGCACGGCCACCGUGGGCACGCUCUCCCUAUCCUGCGCCGGGUCGGCGAACGGCUGCGGCUGCUUCGACGCCGUGAGCCGCCAGUACGCGAAGCCGACGGGCUGGUGCAAGCACGGGAUCGCCGAAUACGCCAAGGCGGAGACGGGGCGCCUGUGCCUGACGGACGUCGCCGUCACCGUCGACCGCGUCGUCGUCGGCGGCGAGACGACGUUCAGCGACUUUGGGACGGCGUCCGUGGAGCUCGCGGAGGGGUUCCACGCCUUACCGGCGACGCUCGUGCCGCCGCUCCGCGUGACGGGCGCGCGCGCGCGCGGCGUCACGGCGUCCGCGGCGACGGCGUACCAGAAGCUCUACAUGGAGGCCGGGUCCCUAACCUUCGCGGGGCCGGGCUACGCGGGCGACGACGCCGCGGCGCUGCUCUUCGGCGCGCCGGACAAGUUCUUCCGCGGGGCUUUGGGGCUCGCGCGCUGGUCCGAGAACCGCGACCGCGACUUCGCCGCGACGGUGGCGCUCAAGUCGGAGAUCAACGGCGGCGACGUCCGCAUCGCGAACCCGCGGCUCGCGGACCAGGCCGCGGCCGGCGGCGGGUCCUCCGCGAGCCUGAGCUUUCAGGGCGUGGUGACGUGGACGGGCAACGGCGGCUUCCGGGGCAACGGGAAGGUCGCGCUCCAGUCGACGACGACGAUCACGACCUGCGUCAGCCGGAGCGGCGACGGCGACGAGUGCCCGCGCGGGAGCCGGGGCGACGGCGCGCCGGACCGGUUCCAGCCCGCGCACCUCCGGGACGCCGUCGUCGUCGAGAUCGACGACGGGUCCUGGUCCCAGGGCGAUCUGCUCAUGGGCGAGGGCGCCACGCUCACGGUCGCCCAGGGCCUGGCCGUCGACGACGACGCCAGCGACCGGAGCCCGCGGAUCUUCGCGACGGCGCGCGACGCGACGCCGGGCCGCGAGGACGACGCGCGGAACGGCUGGUACUCGAACCCGACCUGCGGCGACCUCUGCCAGGCGUCGCCGACGCUGCGCGUCGACGCCGCGGGCGAGGUCGACGUCGCCGCGUCCGCGGCGAUCUUCGAGGCGACGCUCUUCAACCGCGGCGAGUUCAAGGUCGCGUCGUCCGGCGCGGCGACGCUCGGCGACGGCGGCGGCGGCGACGGCGAUUUCGUGGUCGCCGGCACCCUGACGCAGCGCGGCGGCGUGCUGGAUCUCGAAAGAGGAGCGCUGAGCGGGUCCGGGUCCGUCGGCGUGUCGGGGGGUCGCGUGCUGCUGCCGGGGACCGUCGCGCCGAGCGUUUCGGUCUCCGGAGGCGAGGCGGCGAUCCGCGGGCGCCGCGCGGACCUGAGCUCCGUGGCCAUCUCCAACGGCACCUUCAAGGUGCUCGCCGACGCCGCGAACGUGACGCUGUCCUCAGAUCUCAUCAUCUCCGGCGGCGCGCUGCGCUUCCCGGAGCGCGACUCGUACGCGGCGACGCACCGGAACAACCUGCACAGCGGCACGCGGAAUUUGGACCGGGGCGCGAUGGUCGUCCACGGCCACCUGAACUGGACCGACGGCGCCAUCUCGGGCAACGGCGACGUGAACUUGAUGGCGUCGUCGUCCGUGCGGAGCGGCUUCAUCGAGCGCUUCGCGCGCGUCGUCAACCACGCGGCCAUGUUCCUCGAGGACGGCGCCGUCGUCGCGGAGACCGAGGGCUACAUGGAGAACCGGGGCACCGUGGAGAUGCGCGAGCCCCGGUCGACCUACGCGGGCAUGUUCGGCCGGCGGCCGAACCCGCGGGAGGCCCAGCCCGUGCUCCAGUACGACUGGGAGGACAACAUGUACUUCUACAACGGGAAGCGCGUCAUGGUCGUCGGCGACGACUCCAUCCGCGACGCGAGCCUCGGCGUGAGCGGCAACUACGAUUAA
Aureococcus anophagefferens is the source of this 6864-nucleotide messenger RNA. RefSeq lists its product as hypothetical. The coding region runs from base 1 to 6864 and encodes 2287 amino acids. Lineage: Eukaryota; Pelagophyceae; Pelagomonadales; Pelagomonadaceae. The transcript is spliced from 3 exons. The record is from RefSeq and is a predicted model, not a curated record.